AUGUUCAACUACACCCCAGCACUACACUUCAACCUGUCUCUUGACACGGAGUGUUGCAUUGUUGAGCAAGGUGUUGAUGAAGGUUUUGAUCAGGGUGUUGAUAAAGGUUUUGAUCAGGGUGUUGAUCAGGGUGUUGAGCAAGGUGUUGAUCAGGGUGUUGAUGAAGGUUUUGAUCAGGAUGUUGAGCAAGGUGUUGAGCAAGGUGUUGAUCUGGGUGUUGAUGAAGGUUUUGUUCAGGGUGUUGAGCAAGGUGUUGAGCAAGGUGUUGAUCAGGGUGUUGAGCAAGGUGUUGAUCAGGGUGUUGAGCAAGGUGUUGAUCAGGGUGUUGAGCAAGGUGUUGAUCAGGGUGUUGAGCAAGGUGUUGAUCAGGGUGUUGAGCAAGGUGUUGAUCAGGGUGUUGAGCAAGGUGUUGAUCAGGGUGUUGAGCAAGGUGUUGAUCAGGGUGUUGAGCAAGGUGUUGAUCAGGGCGUUGAGCAAGGUGUUGAGCAAGGUGUUGAUCAGGGUGUUGAGCAAGGUGUUGAUCAGGGUGUUGAGCAAGGUGUUGAUCAGGGUGUUGAGCAAGGUGUUGAUCAGGGUGUUGAGCAAGGUGUUGAUCAGGGUGUUGAUAAAGGUUUUGAUCAGGAUGUUGAGCAAGGUGUUGAUCAGGGUGUUGAGCAAGGUGUUGAUCAGGGUGUUGAGCAUGGUUUUGAUCAGGGUGUUGAGCAAGGUGUUGAUCAGGGUGUUGAUGAAGGUUUUGAUCAGGGUGUUUAUCAGGGUGUUGAGCCAGGUGCGGGGAGUGGAAAGUUUAUGGUGGGCGAGGUGGUGGAACCACUCAGUUCCUGGAACACCAUUACACUUGAUGUGUUCUGA
Molecule: messenger RNA, 849 nt
Organism: Procambarus clarkii (red swamp crayfish)
Lineage: Eukaryota; Metazoa; Arthropoda; Malacostraca; Decapoda; Cambaridae
Source: RefSeq, a predicted model, not a curated record